Suillus subaureus is the source of this 938-nucleotide messenger RNA. RefSeq lists its product as uncharacterized. Bases 200 to 856 code for a protein of 218 amino acids. NCBI's taxonomy places the organism in Eukaryota, Fungi, Basidiomycota, Agaricomycetes, Boletales, Suillaceae. The record is from RefSeq and is a predicted model, not a curated record. The transcript has a single exon.
CAGACACCGCAUAUCGGCGUUUCACCCGAACCGGUUCACUCUCAAGAAGCCUCACCCAGGCCAGCGUCAACAUCUCGUUACAUCCUCUUAUCCCCAUAUGUAAACCUAUUGAGGCGGUGAGUUCUAAUCGAAAAGUCGAGUGUCGGCAAAUAACCGCCAGCUUCGAGUGCUUUCUCUUGCACGUCUGUCUGCCCUUGAAAUGGGUUCAAGCCACUCAUCUCAUGCCUACCUGAAGAGAAAUUUGGUUAGAAAAAUCCCUGAGCCUACCCGCAUGAUAUUGAAUACUCGAAUAGACGCUCCGAAGGCCACUCCUAGCAGGCUUCUUUACGGUCAACGGCCCUCAGUUAGACAUCAUGUCAUGCAAGCGCUCGUGUCUGCCUCAUCACCCACGUCCUUUUCCCGAAUCUUCGUAGUUUGUAUUGGUGUGACGACUGAGAACACUUCUUUCCGCUCUUGCGCACUUUCCUCGGGUCAACCUAUCAUCGCGUCAAUGAAUGUGGGCUUGGCAUCUAGAUCCCCCUUGUUUGCCCAAGAUGCAACUUGUAAAGCUCUAUCUGGCUUGCGGGAGCUUUCCCAUCUUUACGUAGGGGCCUUAGACCACGAGAGUUUCUUCGCCUGGCUUCUUUACCGUCUCCCUCCUGUCGAUCAGCAACGGUGGAGAUCGACAUCGAUUAUCAUGGCAGCUAUGAUCCACUGCAUAUCGCCAACCUCAUCGUCUCGCUCUCGGAGUGCCUCUCUCCUCCUCUUGAGAAACUUCACGUCGAGUUUGAGCUCGGCCUCAAAUAUAUCAGAGAAGACAUCGCCGGUCGAAGUCAUGCGCUUGACUUUGACGCGGUUGCCCCGUUGCUGCCGUUGAAAGACUUACAGCUCGAAUGCAUUUGAACUUCGGACAUUAACGACGCCUCGUUCAAGAUACUCGCUAGUCCCGCAAUCUAUGA